Molecule: messenger RNA, 307 nt
Organism: Prunus avium (sweet cherry)
Lineage: Eukaryota; Viridiplantae; Streptophyta; Magnoliopsida; Rosales; Rosaceae
Source: RefSeq, a predicted model, not a curated record
GGGUGACAAGGGAGACAGUAUAAGAGCAUCUUAUGUGCAUUUUCUGGAUGUGUUGAAGAGGACUGCUGCUGUGGGAGAGAUCACUAGAAAGUUUUCCACAAACGAGAACACUUUCACAGUGGGAGGGUCAUAUGCUAUUGAUCUUCUGACUGUAGUGAAAGCUAAGCUCAACAAUCAUGGAAAGCUGGGGGCCCUCCUGCAGCAUGAGGUCAUACCAAAGUCGUUGCUGACAAUAUCUGGGGAGAUCGACACCAAGGCCCUGGACAAAAAUCCCAGGUUUGGAGUGGCCAUUGCCCUCAAGCCGUGA